GAAAGUGUGCGCACCUGGCACAAUCAAUCACCCCUCUCUGUCGACAUCCACCAUUGAAGCAUCCGAUCGAAGCUAAUCUUCCAUGGCUGGUGACAGGGUUCCUCACUGAUCAAGAAGAACCCUAAUGAGAUGUCAUGAUCUGUCCCCAUUAUUUGUUGAUCUUGAAACAUAAGAGAGAGAGAGAGAGGGGGAACUUUGGAUUACAGGUUUUUGUUGCAGUAAAAUAGGAUUUAAAAAGUGAGAUAGAAAAGGGGUGUGUGUGUAUGUGUUUGAGAAAUGCCAAGCGUUGCUGUGAAAUUAUACAGUGUGUUUUUCAAAUUGAUAUUAAAGCGACGGUUACAGAAUCGAAUCCAGAACCCUAAUUUGAACGAUGAGAACAGCUCAUUCGGCGUUACAUCCCGUCCCGAAGAGUCGAUUGCGGCCGCUAAUCCUUCGUUCACUGACGGUGUAGCCACCAAAGACAUCCACAUAGAGACUUCUACCUCCCUUGCCCUCCGUAUCUUCCUCCCUGAAACUUGUCUUGUCUCCACGGAUCCCCAUUCUAAAGCUAGGGUUACGGCUAAGAGACCCGGAUCUCAGAGGGACUCAACUCCAACCAACUCGAGUUGUGGUAUUCCCCGGCGUAACAGUUAUGGUUCCGCUGAGGCAGCAGCAGCAGCUCUUUCUCCAAUCAAUCGGAGGAAUAGUUAUGGAAAUGGUCUCAGUACUGAUGAUAUCAGCUUGAAAUUGGAGAAUGGCGUGUACGGAGGUUAUUCUCCUUUUACUCGCCGAUGUCGGAAACUGCCAGUGAUGGUUCAGUUUCAUGGAGGAGGGUUUGUGGCAGGGAGCUGUGAUUCUGUGGCCAACGAUUUCUUUUGUCGGCAGAUUGCUAAAGUGUGUGAUGUGAUCGUUUUGGCGGUUGGAUAUAGGCUAGCGCCUGAGAAUAAGUAUCCAGCAGCCUUUGAGGAUGGGAUGAAGGCUCUGCAUUGGCUCGCCAAGCAAGUGAAUUUGGCAGAAUGUAGCAAAUCAUCAGGGAGAACGCCUGAGUCGAAAAAGUCGGAUUCUCAAGGGCAAAUCAUGGAUGCAUUCGGGGCUUCUUUGGUAGAGCCAUGGCUAGCUGCCCAUGGAGAUCCAUCAAGAUGUGUUCUUCUUGGAGUGAGCUGUGGUGCAAACAUUGCUGACUAUGUGGCCCGCAAAUCUGUAGAAGCUGGCAAACUAUUGGACCCAGUUAAGGUGGUGGCUCAGGUGUUGAUGUAUCCAUUCUUCAUUGGAAAUACUCCCACACAUUCCGAGAUAAAGCUGUCGAAUUCUUACUUCUUCGAUAGGGCUAUGUGCAUACUUGCAUGGAGACUCUUCCUCCCUGAGGAGGAGUUUAGUCUGGACCACCCUGCAGCCAACCCCCUGAUUCCCAACAGAGGUGGGCCACCCUUGAAGAACAUGCCUCCUACGUUGACGAUUGUAGCAGAACAUGAUUGGAUGAGGGACCGUGCGAUUGCUUACUCCCAGGAGCUUAAGAAGGUAAAUGUUGAUGCACCAGUUUUGGAUUACAAGGAUUGUGUUCAUGAAUUUGCGACUCUUGACAUGCUUCUUAGGACCCCUGAAGCACAGGCAUGUGCUGAUGAUAUUUCUAUUUGGGUAAAGAAAUACAUUUCACUUAGGGGUCAUGAGUUUUCUUAUUAGCAGAAGCAACAUAACAACUCGGCCAACUUUUGGCAACUGAGAUUGAAGAGAGGGAUAGAAUUGUGACCAUGAGCAUAACUGGGCUGUCCUUUUGAUCUCUGUAUUCUUGGAUUGAUUGCCUCAGUUUUGCAAAUACAUGUUCUAGUUAUGUCCCUUUUUUGUAAGAUAGACAAUUUGCAGGAGAUUAGGAUUUAGGUGAGUUAUGAGAUCCCCAUGUUGAUUGAUCCACUCUAGCAGACUUCUCUUUUUCGUUGUAUCAAUACAUACAAUUGGUUGCAGAUGGGUUUAAUUAAAUGAAUC
This is a messenger RNA of Cynara cardunculus var. scolymus (artichoke), 1959 nucleotides long. RefSeq names its product probable carboxylesterase 16. Gene Ontology annotation, molecular function: hydrolase activity. Bases 277 to 1659 code for a protein of 460 amino acids. The record is from RefSeq and is a predicted model, not a curated record. The transcript has 2 exons. Lineage: Eukaryota; Viridiplantae; Streptophyta; Magnoliopsida; Asterales; Asteraceae.